CAUCAUUUGCCUCUCUUGCUGUUGCUACCAGGCAGGCUACACAUUCCUUUUUAGAGUCCACCUCGAUCAAAGCCCACACGCAUCCCUCACCCAUCUCUGCCCAUAUCCUCAUCUCGUCAAUCUCUGACAGAUCCAAGAUCGCACCUCUCGUGGUUCUCCAGUUGUCACAUCACAUUCCCAACACAAGAUGAAGCCCUCAGUUCUUAUUGUCCCCGGCGCUUGGCAGCUGCCUUCGGCCUUCCAGCCCUUCGCUACCGAAUUGGCCGGCUCCGACUUCAACGCCUCCAUCGUGGCUCUCCCCACCGUCGGUGGUACCACCACGCCCCUGGCGACCCUCUCCGAUGAUGUUGCCGCCGUGCGUACCGAGCUGGAUAAGCUUGUUGCCGAUGGUAAGGAUAUUGUCAUCUACUCCCACUCCUACGGUGGUGUUGUUGCCAGCAACGCUGUGGAGGGCUACGACAUUGCCACUCGCUCCGCUGCUGGUGCUUCUGGCGGUGUUGUAAGCAUCGUCUACGCCAGUGCCUUCGUGCUUCCCAAGGGCUCCAGCUUGCUCGACCUUCUCGGAGGCGAGCCUCUCCCUUGGAUGAUUGUCGAGGGGGACCGUGUUGUCGGCAACGCCACUCUGCUCCCCGAGGUUGGCUUCAACGACCUUCCCGCCUCUGAGCAAGAGAAGUGGGCGUCCGAGAUGACCUGGACCGCUCUCGGCGCCUUCACCAACGCCUCCGGCUAUGAGCCCUGGAGCAACGGCAUCGACUGCGCCUACCUCUAUGCCACUCUUGACAACGCCCUGCCUCUCAGCUACCAGCAGGGCAUGUCCGCCGUCCUGCCCGCCGGCUCCAAGACGGAGACCGAGCCUAGCGGUCACUGUGCUCACCUUAGCCGGCCGGCAAAUGUGACUUCUAUCCUCAGCAGAUGGUACCCGGGCAACUAAGCUAAGUGCCGCGGCGCGUCGAGGUGUGAAACGGAGAGUUUUUUUGGGUUUCGUGAUAGCGGCGUGGCGGCGUGCGGAAAGCGCAGAUCUAAAUGAGCCAAGUAAUACGAAUAAUACCUCCAAAGAAUUGAU
This is a messenger RNA of Colletotrichum phormii, 1063 nucleotides long. RefSeq names its product Alpha/beta hydrolase fold-1. The record is from RefSeq and is a predicted model, not a curated record. The transcript is spliced from 2 exons. NCBI's taxonomy places the organism in Eukaryota, Fungi, Ascomycota, Sordariomycetes, Glomerellales, Glomerellaceae. The coding region runs from base 188 to 931 and encodes 247 amino acids.